GUAACAACACUGACAGAACCCGCAUCAAUCACCUCACGCGAUCCCCUUCCAUCUCCGCUUCUAUUCACAGCGAGUUGCUCGCCUUGGAGGAAUAUUGCUGUCCCCCCAUCUACAAUCUACUCGAGAAUAUAAUACCAUGGCUGACGCAAAGGUAGCUGCUCUUCAGGCGUGCAAGGCCGAGGUAAUGGACCUUUGCGCGGCUCACCACUGCAACCCCAUCCUGGUCCGCCUGGCAUGGCACGACGCUGGCACUUUCAACAAGGACAGCGCGGAGCCGUGGCCGAGGUGCGGCGGGGCCAACGGGUCCAUCCGCUUCGAGCCGGAGAUCAACCACGGUGCCAACGCCGGCCUGGUAAACGCCCUCCAGCUGCUGCAGCCUAUCAAGGACAAGCACCCGGAGGUUGGGUGGGCGGACCUGAUCCAGCUUGCCUCCGCCGCGGCCAUCGAGCAGGCUGGUGGCCCCGUGAUCGACAUGAAGUACGGCCGGAAGGACGCCACGACGCCGCAGUGCUGCGUGGACGAAGGUGCCCUCCCCGCGGGAAACGCGCCCUUCCCCGACGCCGACACCCCUCAGGCCCACCUCCGGAACGUGUUCUAUCGCAUGGGCUUCGGUGACGAGGGCAUCGUAGCGCUAUCCGGCGCCCACACCCUCGGAAGGGCCCAAAAGGACCGCAGCGGUGAGGGAGCCGAGUGCACCAAGUUCACCGCGGAAGGCGUGUGCCCCAGAGGGGCGGGUGCUCCCGGCUGCGGAAAGCCCGGAGGGAGCGCCUGGACACCGAACUGGCUCAAGUUCGACAACAGCUACUUCCAGACUGUGCCGGACGAAGGGUGCGAUCCUGAGCUGCUCAAGCUGGCGACCGACAGGUGCCUCUUCGUCGACGAGGGCUUCCUCCCCUUCGCACAGAAGUACAAGGCCAGCCAGGAGGCGUUCUUUGAGGACUACAAGAAGGCUCACAAGAUGCUCUCAGAGCUCGGCGCUGUUUGGGAGCCUGAAGGCGGCAUUACUAUCUAACAAGUUCCGCCUCCUGGAACGGUUACUGGAAUGGUGGCCGCAUUGCAGGAGCUCCGCGGUACCGCUUUUGUCAGCUCGGGUCGUUCUCGCCAACCGUCGAAGUUAACAUAAUCGCUACUGCGUUGGCGCCACCGGUGGUUGUAGAUCGCGCGCACACUUCAGGUUAUUUUGUUUUGAUUUUUCUUACUCCAUCACCACAUAUUGAUCCAUAACAACGAACCCAUCUCUAUCCACAGAUAUGAGUCCAGGAUAAUUUUGUAAUGAAACCAUCGCGUUUUUUUUCGGAAAAUCCGCCGAUCGGCAUCUUCUCCAAAAAGAAGCCGCUUCUAAUGAUGUUGCCCGUCGUCUCAGCGGACGGUGAAGUCGUAGGAUUUAUUUCUUCGGAGGUCGUUGGCUGGUCGAGGCAGUCUCUGAAUGUGAGAUACAUGAUGCGCUUCAUAUGCAUACAGUAGUUUCGUGGGAGCCGCAUUGGGACAUUUGGUUAGAAGUCACCCCCCAAGAGCACGCUCUUCUGCAACGUGUCCCCUGGGGGGGAUGUUGGUGUGUCUUUGAUACGUGUUUUUUCUUUGUUCGCCUCUACACGUUUGUUCCGCCACUAAGAUGGCGCGCUACCUCCUUCCACCCCUCCAUAAUAUGCGUCCGUGCGAGGUGAUGGUGUUCGCUUUGGCUGCCGGCUCGUGUUGUGUUGUGCGAUUGGUGGGUGCGGAGAGAGCUGAUACGGCUUCGUCGACGAUAGACAAACACCCAUCCCUUGUGGGAAGGAUGAGAGUUUGUUGUUUGAUGUGACGGGAGGAAGGAGCGCUCGAGGCUCAGCCGACUCCCGGCGCGGCGCGAGGGAGUGAUGGGCGUGUCCCUCUUGGGGUUGUCGUGAGGUUAGUCUGUGGCUCUGCUCCCGAGUUGGGACGGUGGGUUCUAAAGUAGUGCGGCCGUGCAUCGCCCUUUUUCGUCCUAACGGGAGUACAGACUGUAGUCGACUCUGAUUGUACUGCAGGGGCUUGAUAGGGUGUGUGAAACCGUUGGUGAUAAAUGAGGGCCAUAUGUGGAUACAACCAACCUCGUUUUGUGCAAGAAACGACGAAAGGAGACGUUUUCAUGUUGACUCCAAAGUUUGUUGUUCUCAUCUGUCUGUCGCCGUGAGGGAGUGCAGCCCAGCAAUGGACUCCUACCCGAAUCAACCUCCCUAAAGUAUGUGCGAUUGGGCGGGAAUUUCUGUUUACAACCAUUCUGAUAGCCGCGGGCGGCCGCGCUUUACUAUUCAGGGCUUCGAUUAUACCGAAGGUCCCCUCAAGCCAGCAGGAAGCAGUGUAUAGCAGUAUUUAUCUGCAUGCAUCGCGACCGCUCUAUUCCAGUCGUCAGUGUCCCUGACCAAAGGGUGGUCGUGUGAGUGUGACGCACAAAUUUCAAGGACCAAAGUAGUUGUGAUGUAAUCACCGUUGCACUUUUAGGAUGGCCAUUUUCUCCUAGGAACGUAUCAGUAUUGAGGACCGCUUCACGAAGGGACCCAUUAGGAUAACAUGGCUUGCUUGAGUCCACUCAAAG
Molecule: messenger RNA, 2551 nt
Organism: Ectocarpus sp. CCAP 1310/34
Lineage: Eukaryota; Phaeophyceae; Ectocarpales; Ectocarpaceae
Source: the annotation of a GenBank genome assembly